AUGUCGACUAGAGACAAGUGGGUUCGCCGGUUCUCCGUAGACGAAACUGCAAAGCACAAAAAUGGAUUUACAAUAUACAAAAUUACGUCGGUGCUUUUUCCACUCGACUCACCGGAGGCGGUAACGGUCGUGUCCGUUUGGAAGCGGUACAGCGAUGCGCAGAGGCUUCAUCGUAGCAUGCGGGCGCUGCACUUAGGAUUGCACCUACGAGGCAGCUUCCCCGUCCUACCCAAGAACAGUUAUUUCAAGCGUUUCCAAAAGGAGGUAAUAGAGGAAAGAGCGAAAUCCAUAAAGACAUUGCUUGAAUUUGUUGCUGAUCAUCAUUUACUCUUCACCAGUACGGACUUUGUCAAUUUUCUUCAAACUGGUUACCCUGAGCCAACUCCACACGGUGUGAUCAAUGCUAUAAGGUCUUCUCUGCACUUACCUAUAGAGGAAACCCCUCCUUUGGAAUACCAGACCUCGGAUGACGAUGCCAGAAGUCCAACACACAGUGCUAGAACACCGCUCGAAGCGACGGAAAGCGCAACCGGCGAGAGUCACACAUUAGACGUCUCCCGCAUCCCGAUCUACGAGGCGGCGGAUGUAGAGAUCCGCGGGACUCCCCCGCGCGUAGCGUCGCACGCGUCGAGCUACGAGUCCGUAGCGUCCAUCGGAAGCGCGGGCAGCGACUUCUACGACGAGCUGAGCAAGGUCAGCGUAGCGGGCGCUACGGCGUGCGUCAAGCGGCGCGACGUGCUGCCGGACCUGAUCAACUUUGACGCCCCAGCGCCGGGGUCGACGACCUUCGACGACUAUCACACGAUGGGCUACCCGGCGUCCCGCUCUAGCGCGGCGCGUGUGACAGAGACGGAGAACUCCGCCUCGGGGUCGACGACCUUCGACGACUACAGCACGAUGGGCUUUACCGAGUCCCGCUCCAGCGCGUCGCGUGCGACAGAGACGGAGAACUCCGCCUCGGGGUCGACGAUAUUCGACGACUACGCGGGCGACCUCGCCCCGUCCCCCUCGAGUGUGGUGCGAGUGAAAGAGAUGGAGAACAGCUACGUGUUCGAGAGCCCGCUGUUCGACGCGGGCGCGUCCGCUACGGGCGAGAGGGAGACGGAUAACGACAGCGUGGACAGGCCCGCGUGCCUGAGCGGGACGGACUGCGUUUCGGAGAGCGCGUCGUGCGGCUUGGAGGCGUCCCUGUCUGGCGCGGGGCGUUCGAAAGAGACGGAGGACAGUUACGUGUUCGAGGCGGGCUAUCUGCUGGCGAUGGGGGCCCGGUGCGAGGAUAAAGCUCACUACAGACGCGCCUUCCACUGCUACAGAGCCGGUAUAGAGAAGAUGCUUAUAGGAGUGCAUUCCGACACGGAUCCACAGAGGCGAGCGAUAAUUAAGCGGAAGAUAAACAAGUACCUUUCUUACGCCGAGACGAUAUACAAGAACCACCUCAGCGACUCCGAUGAUAACCAGCUACUAUUGGAGCCCGAGGAGGCGGAGUCACUGGCUCUCUGCCCACCCCCGAUCUCUAUGCUGCGCAGGCCGUACGAAGACCUGGCUUCGUAUCGAGUUUUGGACGUCCUCGGACCCAGCGUGAUGCUGGUGUUGCACCGCACCGAACAGACCUGCUACGCUAUGAAGGUGAUACGCAAAAUCCCCCACAACCUCACGGAGUUCGACGAAUACUUCAUGCAGAGAACGAACGAAACCCGAGAACCUAUUCUGCCUACCCUAAUACCUUACAUGGUCCCACUGCACGCGUACAUAGAGACAAACAGUCUAAUAUUCCUAAUACUGUCCUACGCGCCGGGUAAAAAGCUAUUCGACUACAUAAAGGACUACGCGAAAUCGCUACCGGGCACACCGAACAGGGAGGUGAAUCUUGAAAACGUCUUCACCGAACCGUCGAAACGAAACACUGUCGAUUUCGUCAACGACAACAUCGAUGAAGUCGAUUCGAUGUCGAAGAUCGAUAACAGCACUCAAGAUCUUAACGAGAACAUCGAUGACUGUGCAGUAGUUGAGAGAUUGGACAACGCCGAAAUAUCCACCAAAGAGCUGGUAGUCAACUCGCAGCAGUUGCUAAAGAACGUAGACAAAGCGCUAACAGAGAUACCAAACAUCGGGGCGGUUAAGGAAGAAGUGAACAGCAAAGCAGUGGAAGGGGAGAAUCUGAGAAGAGAUGUGGGGAGAAGUAUCAAUACUCCGCUUAUAAAUAGGGCGCUUCCCGGCAGCGCGGCACGCAGCUGGGCGGCCCAACUGCUCGCCGCAAUAGACGGUUUGCACAACUGCGGUGUAAUAUGCAGGGACCUCAGCCCGAAGAACAUCCUCCUCGGCGAGAAGGGCCAGAUAAUCCUGACCUACUUCGUGUUCUACCCCGGCCUCGAGAUGGCCCUAGCGAAGGCCGGCCACAAAGGGCCCGCGCAUGUGGACAUGUACGUGGCGCCCGAACUGUACCGGGACCCUUACUUGGACCCCGACAGGGACGAGGCCCUCGAGAGGGUCUGCGACUACUGGAGCUACGGCGCAAUUCUGUACGAGCUGCUCUGCGGUGUGCCGCUGUCUGCGUGGCAUCGGAGUAUAUUCAACAGCCACACCCUUCUUCAACUUCCCGACGGUCUACCGCUAGAAGUACAAUCUCUACUCACGCAGCUGCUUACCUACGAGCCGUCACAACGCCUUGGCGCCGGUAGAGAUGGGGUUGAGGAGAUAAAACAGCACCCCUAUUUCAAGGGUGUCGAUUGGCCCCAAGUGUACAACGGUUGGAGUGUUCCGCGA
Iphiclides podalirius (scarce swallowtail) is the source of this 2763-nucleotide messenger RNA. The record is from the annotation of a GenBank genome assembly. Lineage: Eukaryota; Metazoa; Arthropoda; Insecta; Lepidoptera; Papilionidae.